AACCGGAAGCAUCAAUAGAAACGAUUGAGGAACGAAAAAAAUAUCACCUGUCGAUUUUGUUCAGAUAUCUCUUCUCCACUUAAUCUCCACAUACCAUUUCCACAACACCCAUACUCCCACGGUAAUUAUUUGUCGCCUCAGUCUGGACGGAUAAAGCAGAGCUGGCAGUGUAAUCCUUUGCGCAAACGGGGGGUUUUGGAGGUGCGUUAUAGCCUCGCGACAGAACAAAUGUAAACAAGCAGCUGAUCAGCUGUGCGGCCGAGGACGCGCAAGGAGACGACGUGAUGACAGCGAGCCGCAGGGUUUGACAAACACAUUCUGCAUCAUAUAAAGCCAAAUUAGAGAUGUAUUUGCUUAUUGUAGAGUUUUUGUAGAUGUUAUAGCAGUACACGAGGACAAUUCCCAACCAGCGGCAGAUACAAAACAUACGGCUUAUUAAUUUAUUAUUAACAUGUUUUGUCACUGAUUAGAAGAGUGAUGAAUAGAUUUAUUUGUCUUAAUAUCUGCUUGAAGAUCGGAUAACUUCACGUCUAACAGGAAAAGCAACAGGAUUCGAGAAAUAGCAAGGGAAGAAUAAGGUUAACAGUCCCUUCUGGGCCCCACGGAAUAAAUAAAUAUUAGAAACGUAUUAAUAUUUACAUGAAGCUGGAAGUUUAAGGCACCCUAACAUCACUUCUCCUGGAGAGCAGCACAGUAAGGCUGAAGGAUCAGGACUGUCAUGGCACACCAGCAGAUGCCGAGCUCUCAGAAGGCUCUGAUGCUGGAGCUGAAAUCCCUGCAGGAGGAGCCAGUGGAAGGUUUCCGCAUCACACUAGUGGAAGAGUCUGACCUUUACAACUGGGAAGUGGCCAUCUUUGGCCCUCCAAACACACUUUAUGAAGGGGGCUACUUCAAGGCCCAUAUAAAAUUUCCUAUCGACUACCCCUAUUCUCCUCCGACCUUCCGAUUCCUCACCAAGAUGUGGCAUCCAAACAUCUAUGAGAAUGGCGACGUGUGUAUUUCGAUUCUCCAUCCUCCUGUGGAUGACCCUCAGAGUGGAGAGCUGCCCUCAGAGCGAUGGAAUCCCACACAGAAUGUCAGAACAAUCCUGCUGAGCGUGAUCUCGCUGCUUAAUGAACCCAACACCUUUUCUCCUGCAAAUGUGGACGCCUCGGUCAUGUUUCGCAAGUGGAGGGACAGCAAAGGCAAGGACAAGGAAUACGCAGAGAUUAUAAGGUACGCCCACUUUAUCCUUUAAAUGACUGACUUGGUU
This is a messenger RNA of Carassius auratus (goldfish), 1252 nucleotides long. RefSeq names its product ubiquitin-conjugating enzyme E2 R2. Bases 719 to 1237 code for a protein of 172 amino acids. The record is from RefSeq and is a predicted model, not a curated record. The transcript has 5 exons. NCBI's taxonomy places the organism in Eukaryota, Metazoa, Chordata, Actinopteri, Cypriniformes, Cyprinidae.